This is a messenger RNA of Rhizoctonia solani, 1743 nucleotides long. Its product is annotated as Copia-like polyprotein/retrotransposon. Gene Ontology annotation, molecular function: nucleic acid binding; zinc ion binding. The transcript has 5 exons. Bases 1 to 1743 code for a protein of 580 amino acids. NCBI's taxonomy places the organism in Eukaryota, Fungi, Basidiomycota, Agaricomycetes, Cantharellales, Ceratobasidiaceae. The record is from RefSeq and is a predicted model, not a curated record.
AUGCCAGCUUUGGAAGACCCCCAAGCAGGACCUAGUAGCUCAAGAAGGAUAUCACCUCACUCUCAUAAGUCAUCAUCCAGACAUUCUCCAAGAUUGUCUCCUUUGGAAUAUGAAGCUCCUCAGGAAGCAAACAAAUUAGCUAAGCCAAGUUCCUCUAUGAGGAAGCCUUCACCUUUUGGUCAUCAGACUAGCACAGCUACCUUCCAGAGGAUGAUACCUGUAUUUGGACUUCCAGAUAUAGAGAUGCUAGAACCUUCCUCUAGUAGACUGCAACCCUCUGAGCCCAUUAACUCUCAUGAGCUUAAGAGAUCUAAAGGAAAGACUUCUGAAGCCCACAUAUCCAAGCAUAGGGAAACUCAAGCUGCUUUACUGGAUCCUAAUGAUAGGUCUCUCACUAAUGACCCAGCUAUCCAAAAAUACCUACCUUAUUCUCCUUCUACUACCUUAUAUCCUUUAGAUGAGGAUAUUUUAGGAGAAUUCAACUAUCAGCCUGACUGUACUCAAAUGACCUCUUGGUGCCAGAAGAACCCUCAAGCUAAUAGUUUCAGGAAAGUUUAUAGGCAGCUAGGAAGAGUAUUCUAUCAUGUAGAAAUACCUUCUGCCCAUGAGAAUUGCUACCCCUCACCUUCUUGUGAGCAAUGGGCUUCUCACUACUUCAGACUGCUAGAUACUGUAAAAUCAACCAUUGGCCUGAACAUGAGUGUCUAUGACAUGGAAGAGCUAUUGCCUAUUCCAGAAUGGCCAGAGCAUGACUGUCUAUUCACCUCUCAUUCCUUUGAGCUAAAGGAUGAUGGAUCCAACUAUAAUGCAUGGAAGUUUUGCCAGACAACAGUUUUGAAACUGCGUGGAUUAUUUGGCGUAGCAAACGGAACCAAUAACCUACCCAAUUCACUUACCAAAGCUGAGCAAAAAGACAAGUCAAAAGUCUCACACUACAAAGACUUGAUUGCAAAGUGGACAAGACGGGACAAGGAUGCGUUUGCGCAGAUCAUGCUAAACAUGGAAGACGGCGCAAUGCAAUGGGAAGGGAAAGGUGUCCAAUCAUUGUUGUUCUUAUAUCAGCAGCUUACCUUGACAAAAAUUUUGGAAGAUGACAACAUUGCCACAGGCCUAAACAACUUAUUGUCUAUUGCUUCCAAGAUGAAGACGCUUGGGGAACCUGUUAGCAACCUUAUGAUGGCCCAGAUCAUGAUGAAUGCGCUACCACCCACCUACGCAAUUGUAAAUACCAUUAUCCAAACAACAAACCAAGCAAGCGCUGUAACACCACAAAUGGUAAAGGAGGCAGCUCUGAAGGAGGAGGAACAUUGUAAAAACAGUACCGGCAUCACAGCUAUGUUCUUGCACUUACCUGCCAAGCCCUUGAACUCAAAAUUGUCCAAAUCAAAAAACAAAUGCAAGAAGGACAAGGGUCCCGCAUGCCUCAACUGUGGGAAAUCUGGUCAUUUGAAGCAAGAGUGUUGGGCAAAGGGAGGAGGUGCAGAAGGAACGGGACUGAGGCAAAAGAACAACGCCAAAAAGCAGUCAAAGGACAAGGGGAAGGAGCCGGCCACAAAGACCAAAUCAGCAAAGGUUGCAGUCACAACUAACAACUUACCUCCCAUUUUAUACGCGCUACCAGCAACAGAUAGUCAAACGUCCAACAACUCUUGGCUACUUGAUUCAGGCGCGUCAAAGCAUAUGACUCCUAAUCAAAAAUGGUUUGCAACUUACCAAUCACUUACAUCUCCAAUUCACGUUUGA